GAUAAAUAAGAUGGGACACAACGCCGCCGUGCAGACCCAAAUGGCCAACGAGUCCACCCACGACAUGAAGCUCCUGGUGCCCAACGGCGGCGCCACCAAGCAACCGCCGCCUCUGGUCGACAAGACCCUGUGCGGCGCCUGCGACAUCAUCAAGCUCCUGCCCACCGGCACGGUCACGGUCUUCCACGCCCUGGCGCCGACCUUCAGCAACCACGGCGCGUGCGGGGUGGCCAGCCGGUACCUCACCCUCGCGCUCGUCGGCGCCUGCGCCGCCUCCUGCGUGCUGCUCUCCUUCACCGACAGCCUCGUCGACCGCGACGGCCGGCUCUACUACGGCGUGGCCACGCCGCGGGGCUUCUACCCGUUCAACUUCGACGGCACGGGCGAAGAGAGGAGGCGCAGGUUCGGGGACCUGCCCCGGAUGAAGGUCAGGCCGCUGGACUUCAUGCACGCGGCCGUCUCCGCGGUCCUGUUCGUAGUCGUCGCGCUCGGGAACGCCGGCAUAAAGAGCUGCCUCUUCCCGAACAUCGGGCCGGACGUCAGGGAGGUGCUCAUGAACCUGCCGGUGGGGCUAGGGUUGCUGGCUAGCAUGGUGUUCAUGAUCUUUCCGACGACCAGGAAGAGCAUCGGGUACACAGACUUGAUGCCUCAUAAACAGGAAGACGACGGGAAAGGAAGCAAUAAUGCCCUAAGCACGGCGAUUGUAUGAUGAAACAGACAUUAUGAGGGUGGAACGGAAGCCGUGCUGAUUAUUAGCAGUUGGAGUGUACUCCCUCCACCCUAUAAUACAAGACAUCCUAAUAUUUUUACGA
Messenger RNA from Panicum hallii, 812 nucleotides. RefSeq names its product protein DMP2-like. The record is from RefSeq and is a predicted model, not a curated record. The coding region runs from base 11 to 709 and encodes 232 amino acids. The transcript has a single exon. Lineage: Eukaryota; Viridiplantae; Streptophyta; Magnoliopsida; Poales; Poaceae. Gene Ontology annotation, biological process: endomembrane system organization.